AUGAUUACGAGAUUGAUGAAACAAUAUAAACCAGAAAUGAGUUAUUGGUCUAAUAAAGAAAACAUUAAACCAAGCAGUCUUGUAAUCAAGAUAAUUGAAAUGUUCAAAUUUACCAUUAGGUAUCAAUCUUUCACGGAUAUAAUUUUGAUCAGUUGCAGAAUCAAUAAGGACUUUAGAAGUAAAUUUGAAUUAUUUGUUGACUACAAUAGUCAUACUAUUUGCAACAGUGUUAAAGAGUCAAGGAUAUUAGCAAGGACAGUCAGACCAUACUAUGUUUUACCGUCUGAAACUAGAAUGAAAGCUAUCCUGAUUGUAUAUGUUGAUGACAUAAUAUUGACCGGAGAUAAUAUAUUGGAACUAGAGAGACUUAAAAAAAACUUGCCCACAGAGUUCGAAAUAAAAGAUCUGGGUCAGAUGAGAUAUUUCUUGGGAAUGGAGUUAGCAAGAUCAAAGAAGGGAAUCAGUGUUUCGCAACGAAAAUACGUUCUUGAUCUUUUAACUGAAACAUGCAUGCUUGGAUGUAAAUCUAGUGACACUCCUAUAGACCAAGGAAGAAAAGGGGAAGACACUGGAAAAUCAGUUGAAAAAGACAGAUAUCAACGGCUAGUUGGCAAACUAAUCUAUCUCUCACACACUAGACCUGACAUUGCAUUUGCAGUUAGUGUGGUAAGCCAAUACCUGCAUUCUCCAAAGGAAGCUUACUUAGAGGCAGUAUAUAGAAUACUUAGAUAUCUCAAAGGUACUCCUGGAAAUGGACUCUUCUUCAAGAAAAAUGAAAGAAAGGAAGUAGAAGUCUUUACUGAUGCAGAUUGGGCUGGAUCAUUAGAAGAUAGGAGAUCAACUACUGGCUAUUGUACCUUUGUGUGGGGAAAUUCGGUAACCUAG
Olea europaea var. sylvestris is the source of this 885-nucleotide messenger RNA. RefSeq lists its product as uncharacterized. Bases 1 to 885 code for a protein of 294 amino acids. The transcript has 3 exons. NCBI's taxonomy places the organism in Eukaryota, Viridiplantae, Streptophyta, Magnoliopsida, Lamiales, Oleaceae. The record is from RefSeq and is a predicted model, not a curated record.